This is a messenger RNA of Lingula anatina, 5297 nucleotides long. RefSeq names its product activating molecule in BECN1-regulated autophagy protein 1. The record is from RefSeq and is a predicted model, not a curated record. Gene Ontology annotation, cellular component: intracellular membrane-bounded organelle; Cul4-RING E3 ubiquitin ligase complex. Gene Ontology annotation, molecular function: protein binding; ubiquitin-like ligase-substrate adaptor activity. NCBI's taxonomy places the organism in Eukaryota, Metazoa, Brachiopoda, Lingulata, Lingulida, Lingulidae. Gene Ontology annotation, biological process: mitophagy; autophagosome assembly.
GAGAAUGUAACCGCUCGUUAUCAGGUUCGAACAUAUGGUGGAGCGAGAGAGAGAGUGAGGAGGAGAAAGCGGAGUGGGUGAAAAGGGUGUCUUGAAAGACAGACAUCUAGAAGGAUAGAUCAGACAGAAAGAUGCCUAGAGCAUCAUUAUUGGACUAUGUUCUCCUCCGGGAAAUUGGCCAGAGCAAUAGGAAGGCUCCUCAUAUAGCCGAGCAGUAUGCUGAGGACUGUGCAGCCAAAGCCACAUUGAACAAGUCUUGCCAACUCAAUGAAAAUGUGAGAGCCACAUUUCUGAUGGUAUUCAGUCCUGAUGGGUCCAGGAUAGCAUCCACACAUGGUGACCACAGUGUCAGGAUCACCAACAUAUCAACAGGGAAGUGUGAGCGCACCCUGACUGGACAUCCCAGGACACCGUGGUGUGUGGCUUUCCAUCCAACCAGCAACAAGAUCUUGGGCUCCGGAUGCCUGGCUGGAGAGGUCCGGAUAUGGGAUCUUCAUGGUGGUGGCAGUGAGGUAUGGAGGUCAGAGAAAGGCACAGUGAUCUCCUCUGUAGCAUUCCACCCUACUGAGCAGAUCCUGGUGAUUGCCACAGGGAACGAGUUGUUGAUGUGGAACUGGAAUGAGGAGCAGCCCAAUGUGAGAAUUAGUACAGCACAUGAGUACGAGAGAGUCAGGUGGGUGCGCUUCGAUCAUUUGGGUCGCUUUCUAUACACUGGUAUUUGCAAUGGUUCUACAGUUCACAGAGAUGACAACAAUGAGUAUUCACACAUAGGGGAGCCACCCAGUGAAAAUAUAGAAGAAACAAGGGAAGAAGACUCGAGAAGGCUGGCUUUACGGCAUCAGUUCUUUGAGUUUUUGGAAAGAUACAGAUAUGAAAGACUGAGAGCAAGACAUUUAGCUGGAGAAGAUGCAGAUGUCACUAAUACAGUGAUGCAUCAGCCGAUUCCUCUCCCCCGCCCCACCUCUCCAGCUCAUAUUCAAGCCUUAGAGGAGGCCAGGCAGUAUGCAUCUCUUGUCAGUAUGGACAAUGGGUGGCAGCACAGAACAGAGAAUAACAACAACAACAACAGGAGUCAGCCACAAAGCUCUGAAAGCCUGAACUGGCCAACUCAGCCUUACAGAGAUAGUCCAAGACCCCAUCUUCCACCAGCAGAAAUGAGAGAGAAUACUGAAGUAGAUGAUAAUGUGUUGCUAGACCAAACCUCUACUACAAGCAGGCUGUCUACAACAAGCCAGCUAACUGGUGAGACGAGUGCAGCGACUCAGGGUGCUCAGUCUCCAUGGAGACGGAGACAGCUAUUUGAUUUCGGGCCAGGUAGCCUUAGGGCUUCAACACAGAACUCCAGCAGCAGUGGAAACAACGUGUGGAGAAGGAGAUCUGCGUUCAGCACACAUAUUCAAAGAAGAUCAUUUCUGAACAAUGACAACACAGGAGAGGGAUUAAGGAGGGUCUCUAAUGAUGGCCACAUUAGUGGAGAUGGUGACAGUUUUGGCCUUCACUUUAACAGGCCGAGGAGUCCAUUAACUGAAGCAGACUGGGGUCCAUCCACUGCAGGACAUGCCCAGGGAAGUAGUGAUACACUCCCCAUACUAAGAUCUCGCUUAAAUGUAGUUGAUGCAUUAAGAAGGGAAAUUGGAGAACACAGGGCUGGGGUAAAUAGGCAGAGACGGUAUAUCAUUUUGGGCAGAGUGGAUGGAGCCCCUAAUGCUGUUGAUAGUGAUGAUGAGGCCGGAAGCCAUCCUGCUGAUUCAUCAACAGACAGGCAACAAAACCUGCAGGCAAGUAGAAGUGCCAUCAGGAAUUUGUCUUUUGGCGAUCCAGAGCAACCAGCAAGAAGAGUUGGUAACCCUCUGUUAAGUUCAAACUCAAACUUAUCUCAGCAUAGAAACGAGGGUGAAAGUAACUCAGAAGCAGACAUUGGCUGUCCAGCUAUUGUUGUUACUGCAAGCCAGGAAGGUCACCAGCCAUCUAGUCAAACAGAAAGUGGAGCUCAUAAUCAGAAGAGAAAUGACAGUUCUGAUUUACAUUUAACAGACAGAAUGCCACUUAUUGAUACGGGUUCAAAUAGUCAGUCAAGUCAUACUUUAACAAGCCCACCAGCACAGACUAUAGCAGACACUUCACAAGGGGGAAGCCCCAGUAGGGAACAUCCUGACAGCACCAGUUCCACUCAAGAUCCAUGCAGUGCGUCCACAUCACAGAGUGCUGCUUACAGUCUAUUCAGAUCACGAUACAGCAGGUAUUCACACCUAGGUCCAAGUAGUUCUGGUACAGCUAGGUGCAGGUCCUUGUCUUUCCAGAACAGUCCCCCUGCCAGGGACUCAGGAAACCAGGGAUGUUACAACCUUGAUAGUCAAAACAAUAGUAGUGUCACAACUAGCAGCAACAACAACAGUACCACAACCAGCAAUAACAGCAAUGCAUCUAUCAGUGAUUUGAUCAGAGGUGGUAGUGGCAAUGACAAUCCAAGUGCAAAUUCAACUAUUGAUCUCUCAAACAGCUGCAAUAGAGGCCAAACAUAUACAGGUACUGGCCUCGGCUCCUCAGGUGGGAACCCACCAGUUACAAGCGGACACCCUCCUGUAGGGGGCACCAGUGGUAGAUACUGGCAGAGCAAUGCUAAUAGGCAUUAUAAUAUUAGAUCCAACAGAUACUGCACUCUAAGUAGUAGAAAUCAGAAUAGUAGGGCUAGAGAGCAAGACCCUUUUCUGAGCAGGGCUGGUGUAGAUCUGCCCUGUACUAGUGAAGACCAGCCCAGCACCAGUGCAGGCAGCAGUAGCCAUGAUUCCAGCAGUCUUCAAACAAGCAGCACAUCCCAAGACAGCAGUAGUGGCUCGGAGAGUCCAUCAGCAUGGCGCCCCAUGAGAGAAACGCACCGUCAAAGACAAGACAGACUGCGGAACUAUCUGGAUGAUAUCCGCGGUGGUGGUGGUGGUAGUGGUAGCAGACAGGAACAGAGGAUGACAGAGAGGCGGAGGCUGUGUCCGCUUCACAGAACAUACCACAGUAACUCUGGAUUAGAAAGUCAUCGCAGCUUGGUAGAGAAUGCAAGAGAGCGUGGUCGCUGGAAUAGGUGGGAAGCCAGGCGCAGGGAACUAGACAGGUUGAGAACUGAGAAUGAAAGAAGACAGCAGCAAGCCUGGAGGACACUACAGCGACGUUACCUGCAUCCACACUAUUCUGUUAACAUUCUGGAUGAGGCUAUCAACCAGCCAAAUGAUGCCUUCCAGACUGCUAUUAAUAGGACUAUAGCAAGUGUGUUUAUGGGCAGUGGUGAGGCUGCAGUGGCCAACAACAUUGUGAACAUUACUCACAGGAUACAGCAGUGGGAUCUCAGAGACAAUCCAGUACCAGAUAUUAUGGAUGCCAAUGCCAACAUAGUAGUUCCCAAUUGCAAGCUGCACAAUGAUGCCAGCUGUGGCUUGUCCCAAGAUGGCCGCUACCUGGCCACAUUUGUAGGUAGCCACAGAGGAUUCCCAGAUGAUACCAUAUUGGGGGUGUUCUCCCUGCAGCAGGACAAUCUUGGACAGUGUGUGUUUACCAAAAGUUUUGGUCCCAAUGCAAUCUCUGUCAGUGUCUCUCCACUUAACAACUACAUACUGGUUGGGUUGGCAGCAAAACGUUUAGCAUGGGUCUUCACAGAAAAACAGGUUGUAGCACAGGUGUUUAAGCUGGUCCAGCCUUUGGGUGGUGAAUCCUCUAUGAAGCAUGUAAUGGACAUAACCCACCCCUGUGCUGGAGAGAUCCCCACACAUGUCAGCGUCAACUCAGCAGGCUGGCUGCCCACUGUUGGGGCAGGACUGGUGUAUGGGACCAACCGGGGUGAUCUGUGUAUCUGUACCCCAGGGAAGCUCAGGUCUGCACCAGGGGAGGAGGGGGAAGUGAACAGUAACAUCCAUCGUAACAUAAUGCACAUGCUUGGGUAUCAGGUGCCGCGGACUAUCAGCACAGCGACGCAGACGGCUAGACCCAGGCAGAACUCGUCCACGCAAACCAGUGAUAGCGAGGCUUGGUCUGAAGAGAUGUGAUACUCACUAGGCACAGGAGAGUAUAUUGAUCUAAGCAAGUCCAGACAAAUGGCUUUUUUUUGUAGGAGUCCGGUAUACAAAGUGUAUAACAUGUUAGACAAGACUCUUUACCUGGAAUCUAUUCAGAUUGUGUAUUAAGGUUUCAGACAGUAAGAUGUAAGCAGUAAUUGGCUUUUUAUGUUACGUCAUUGCAAAUCAUGUACGUGAAAAUCUGUGCCAAUUAAAAUGAUGGUACAUUGAAAAAAUUAAGGUUACGGAAAGUAACAUUGCAAAGAAACAAUUUCAAUGCAUUUUUAUGCAGUAUUCAACUUGGGGCAUUAUUGGUUUUUCACUCAAAGUAGUUUUUAUUUUGGAAAGGUAUGUUCAUACUAUUUUUUUUUCCACCCAAGGUAUUUUUCAUUUUCGGAUAGUAUGUUCAUCUCUGUAUUUAGUGGAUUUUUGUUAUAAAAGAUAUUAGAGAGAGUAAAGGAUUAUAAAGAGUUAACAAUUUUGAUAUGAUGAUCAUGAAACAAUCAUAGGCAGAAAAUCCAGAAAGGACAAGGAACAAAAGUAUGUUUAUUAUAGGAUACACUGGGAAGCAAUAGGUGUUGGGACAGAAGUCCAGGAAAGUGAGUUAAAUUGCUAUUGAAAUCAAUAAACAGUAUGUCAGCAUUAUAAACAGACAAUUUGAACAGUUCAGGGCUUUGUUUCACCAUUUGUUACUCUUAUUUCCUUACAAAAGCAGUUAUAACCUAUAUAUUCAUGUUUUUGUUAUGUGACCCAAGUUUAUUUUUCAGGGUGGAAAGGUUUGCCAACUGAGCUUUCAACAUUCAUGUUUAAAAGGAACUUUUUGAGUACUAUUGAGUUUGUGAAGUGUGGCUACCGUUCAGAAUAUCCCAACAUUCCCACAACUUUUUUUAAAAAAUGUUUUGAUAAUCUCAUGGUGCUGGAAGUUUUUGUAUUAGUAGAAAAGAGUAAGUGUUUCAACGUUUUAAAAUGUAGAUAGAAUUCAAAUUUGUGUAUGUUAGAUGGUAAAAUGUAAUUUGUUCCAUUCGUUGAGUUUUCAGUCCAUUUCAGUUUACGCUUGUAGAAGGAUUAGGAUUACUAUAAUUAAUAUUUUAAUUAUUUGCAUGUGGCAAUGAAACUUAUCAGAAUGAUUAGUGUGCAUAUAGGCUUGAAGCAUCACAGCUUGUUUUAUUUAAAUAAUUGAAAUUAUGGUCGCAAAAAGCUUCCAUAUAGUGCAAAGUUAUUUGCUUGAGUUCAUGAUAAUGAAUAAAAUGUUUCUGUUAA